Molecule: messenger RNA, 900 nt
Organism: Rosa rugosa (rugosa rose)
Lineage: Eukaryota; Viridiplantae; Streptophyta; Magnoliopsida; Rosales; Rosaceae
Product: glutathione transferase GST 23-like
Exons: 2
Coding region: 95-796 (233 amino acids)
Biological process (GO): glutathione metabolic process
Cellular component (GO): cytoplasm
Molecular function (GO): glutathione transferase activity
Source: RefSeq, a predicted model, not a curated record
CCAUCUAUGUUGCUAUAAAUUGACCUUGCCUUGCACCAAAAGACUGCAAAUUAAAGCACUCCAACUUUGAUUUUAAAACAUCAAUUUGCAAUAUAUGGAAGAAGUGAAGCUACUAGGAUUUUGGCCAAGCCCCUUUGUUUAUAGGGUGAUAUGGGCUCUCAAACUAAAGGAUGUGCAAUUUGAUUACAUAGAAGAAGACCUUUCCAACAAGAGUGAACUGCUACUGCGGUACAACCCAGUUUUGAAAAAAGUCCCGGUGCUUAUCCAUGGCGGCAAAGCAAUUGCCGAGUCCCUUGUCAUCCUUGAAUACAUUGAAGAGACUUGGCCACAGAAUCCCUUGCUUCCAAAAGAUCCACAUGAAAAAGCCUUGGCUCGAUUUUGGAUUCAAUUUGGUCUUGAGAAGAUGAGGCCCAUUCAUCAGGCAUAUUUCCCAGCUAUUGGAGAAGAACGUGAAAAGGCAGCAAAACAGUAUCAAGAAGUUUUGAAAAUCGUGGAAGAUCAAUGCCUCGGAGACCAGAGGUUCUUCGGUGGUGAAACUAUAGGUAUGGUGGAUAUAGUAUAUGGAAUGCUAGCUUACUGGUUUGAGUGCAUGGAAGAAGCGGUGGGGGUGAAAGUUAUAGAGCCCAGCAUUUUGCCUCGCUUGCAUGCAUGGGUUAACAACUUCAAGCAAGUGUCUGUGAUUAAAGAUAACCUUCCUCAUCAUGGAAAACUGCUUGCCUAUUACAAAACUUUAAGAGAGAAAUUGGUUUCAGCCCGUAGUACUCUACCCACUCCCAGUAAUCACGAUGCUAGCUAGUUUUGUUCUUUAUGUUUUAAGUCUAAUGUUUUGUGCUUUUUCUUUUUAUGAAUAAAUAGUGUGUAUUAUUGAAGAUCAAAUGCAAUAAGAGGGUUCUUACUUUC